CGACAUAGAGAGCAAAAACAGUUUCGGUCUUAUUAUUAUCAUUCGCUCCAUCUGAUUUCAAUUCAACGUCUUGACUCUUUGAUCCAGCGAUCUAUCUUUAUUUUAAGCAUUUCCUUUAAUAUCCGCCGCGGUUGUCUUCUCAAACCAUUCAUUCACCAGGUAAAGGUUUUACAGAAAAUUCCAACGAUCAUCUCAUUCAUACAUUAUUAUUUUUAUCGCUGACCUGGUACCGUUUCUUUUGAACCCAAUUUGGCCAUGUCAGGAUUUCUUCGACUUCUCAGUUCACGUGUGAUUGAAACUGCGUUCGUUUGACUGUUCGAUUUCUCCGAAGUGGCACGGAAACUGACAACUGAGUAUCAGAGAUCAACACAAAAAGCUCGUCAUCACUACCAUCCUUGUUCCUUUAUCGGAAGGUUAAGUUUUUCUCUACUGCUGGCGACAUGGGGUGCUAUGCUAGCAAGAAUGUAGAUUCAAAGGCCAGCAGAGUUGCUCGAUGGCAAGCAACUGGCAUUGUGGCCUUGCAAGACUCAAAGUUGAAGGCAUUUCCUGAUGAAGUUCUUGACCUGGACAGAUCUGUCCGUACCCUUGAUUUAACUCACAAUAAAAUAGUUGAUAUUCCUAUGGAAGUCUGCAAAUUAAUAAACAUGCAGCGCCUGGUAUUGGCAGAUAACCUUAUUGAGCGUCUACCAAUGAAUUUGGGGAAGCUUCAAUCUCUAAAGGUUAUGAUACUUGAUGGAAAUCAAAUUACUGCAUUACCUGAUGAAUUGGGUCAGCUAGUAAGGCUUGAACGUUUAUCUGUCUCCCGAAAUUUGCUAUCAACCUUGCCUGAAACCAUUGGAAGCUUGCGGAAUUUAUCGCUUAUCAAUGUGUCAAACAACAAGCUAAAAUCUCUUCCAGAAUCAAUAGGGAGUUGCUUCUCACUAGAAGAAUUGCAAGCAAAUGAUAAUCUCAUGGAAGGCCUUCCCUCAUCUUUGUGCAAUCUGAUUCACCUGAAGUCGUUGUGUUUAAAUAAUAACAAUAUUGGUCAGUUACCAUCAAAUCUGUUGAAAGAUUGCAAAGCAUUGCAGAAUGUAUCUUUGCAUGGUAAUCCAAUUGUAAUGGAUCAAUUCCAGCAGAUGGAAGGAUUUGAGGAAUUUGAAGCUAGGAGAAAAAGGAAAUUUGACAAGCAAAUUGAUUCCAAUGUCAUGAUUAGUUCCAAGGGCCUUGAUGAGGGUGUUGAUCUAUAAAAUCAUUGCACUGCCUUUACAAAGAAUUAUUGAAUGGAGAUGCUCUGCUUGUUUGCUUGUUGGUAGCUGUAAAUUCAAAGGGAAUGGAAGAAUUUUUAUAUGGUGACUUCAGACUGGAACUGGGGGACUGUUGUGAAAUGUUUUGAUGCAAAAUAAAAUGUAUACAGGAGAACUCCAAUACAGUAGAUUUGUGUGUAUAGAAUGGAAGCCUUUUUACUAGUCUAUUUAUAUGUCUACUGUCAUUUGGCAGGCUUGUAUAAAAUUUGGAAUCCAAAUUAAUGGUAAAUUGGGCUGAGGGAGGUCCAAUGCUAUAUAUUUACAGGGAUUGUAUUUCCAUAUAUGGUAUAGAAAUUGUAAUACUUGAGUUUCGGUA
This is a messenger RNA of Momordica charantia (bitter melon), 1599 nucleotides long. Its product is annotated as Leucine-rich repeat (LRR) family protein. The record is from RefSeq and is a predicted model, not a curated record. Gene Ontology annotation, molecular function: protein binding. Lineage: Eukaryota; Viridiplantae; Streptophyta; Magnoliopsida; Cucurbitales; Cucurbitaceae. Gene Ontology annotation, cellular component: cytoplasm.